Candidula unifasciata is the source of this 834-nucleotide messenger RNA. NCBI's taxonomy places the organism in Eukaryota, Metazoa, Mollusca, Gastropoda, Stylommatophora, Geomitridae. The record is from the annotation of a GenBank genome assembly.
UUCUAUCGGUGAUCUAUGGAGGGAUCAUGAUUCUGACUGGUCUAGUUCUCUUAGCAUAUUUUUUCAGCAUCGAAUGCGACCCCCUGAAAGCCGGCUAUAUUAAGAACAGAAACCAGUUGAUGCCGUACUUUGUGAUGCAGUCGUUGAGCUUUCUGCCCGGGUUGCCUGGUCUUUACAUGGCUACGAUUUUCUCUGGCGCUUUAAGCACACUGUCCUCUGGAAUCAAUUCUCUAACAGCCAAUACAGUAGAAGACUUUCUUGGUGGUGUUCUGGCCAACAAACGCGAAUCAACCGUCACCGCCAUAUCAAAAUUUACAGUAUGUGUGUACGGUGCAUUAAUAAUCGGACUGGCCUAUCUGGCACGAGAAAUGCCAGGUCCCGUGACUCAGACAACAUACACAGCUCUGGGAGCAACCAGUGGACCUUUGGUUGGAGUCUUCAUCUUGGGCGCCACAUUUCCACAAGCAAACGCAGUGGGAACGAUGUUUGGGCUGAUAGUGGGUCUCACAUUGAACAUAUGGAUUAGCAUCGGCUCUGUUUUGUAUGGGGCGCCAACACCUCCCUUACCUUAUGGCUCAGUGGACAAGUGUCUUGCCCAGAAUGCCUCAGCGUCUGCAGGUAUGUGGAACUCUUCGUGGAUCGAUCAAGUGACCCAGGCUACGGCUACUGUUUCCUAUACUGCGGCGACUGCGACCUUGACAGUAGCAAGCAGCACAGCAGUAGGAAGAGGCAUACAUGAUGGCUUUUCAUUCUACGAUUUAUCCUACGUAUGGACCCCUCUCAUUGGUUUCCUGAUCACAGUACUUCUAGGAUUAACAGUCAGCAUCAUCGUCG